This is a messenger RNA of Menidia menidia (Atlantic silverside), 14435 nucleotides long. The record is from the annotation of a GenBank genome assembly. Lineage: Eukaryota; Metazoa; Chordata; Actinopteri; Atheriniformes; Atherinopsidae.
AUGAAGGGUUUACUUUUAUUAUCAGGCCAGGCCACCCUGAACAAUGACUCCAAAUGGCAUCCUGUGAAGUACCACCAUUACAGGCUGCUAGAGGAAGAAGUGGUAGAAGAGCUGUACUACUUUAUCCGCGUAUCAGGAUCCACGAUAACUGAAGAAACCUUCGAUGCGGCCAUAAAUUUUGGCAAAGUGAGGGGCGAUUCCCUCCAGAGGCUGUUACAUGACAUGACCUGUCUGCAGGCCCCCCAAGUAUCGCUCAUAACCUACAAAGAGCAGAACAUAAAGGACGAUUAUACCAAGAACAUGCAUUUCUUCAUUGCCUGCACAACAGGUUGUGUGUAUUAUUUCACAAAAUUCUAUUCUUGGACAGAUGACUUGUAUGAAAGGUCAGGCAACACAGUUCUGUACAUCCCAACGGAAGCCCUUCGCUUCAGUCCUCAGGAGGCCAGCAAAGACAAGAAACUGAUCCAGAGAAUGGAGAACAAUGUUCUUCAUCCCAAUCCCAUUCUUCUGCUCUUAUUCCAUUCCAUUGUUCCACUAUCUUUCUUAGUCAUCAUGAUCCACUGGACUGAUCAGAUCAAGGAGGUUCUGAAUGCCCAAGAAAUAGUUGAGAUGAAAGACAACUCCGGUCCAUUGCAGGAGAUAGCUUUCUGGAAGAGUCGCUCAACCAAACUGUCUAACAUCAGUCAACAGCUGCAAAAGCCACAAGUGAAGCACAUCCAGAACAUCUUGGUGCACGCAAAAUCUUUGUAUGUACAUCGAUUUUGCCAGCUGGCCAAGGACAUACGGGUAUUUAAAUUUGCAUUCACUUUUCUCUUUGCAAAGGAUUGCUCUCUACAGGCGCAAUCAAAUCUGACCUUCCUGUCCAUAUUGCGGGAGCCCUGUGAAGAGCUUUCCCAGCUUGAGCCCAUACAGAUUGCCUCAAAGCUGCGACACAUUGUUUCUCUCAUUCGCGUCAUUUGGGUCAACUCCCCCUAUUAUAACACCACUGAAAGAAUCACUGGACUCUUCUGUCAGAUGAAUAACGAGAUCAUCCGAUUAUGCAGCCAGAAGAUCUCACUGGACAAGAUUUUUGAGGGCUAUGUGUUAUCAAGCAAGAGACUCCUCCAUGACUGCAUGGAGUGCUGCCUGUCGUGGAAGGAAACUUAUGAACAUGUCUCACAGUUUCAUCACAAGUUUUCCCAGAUCGGUUGGGUCCUGGACCAAACAAGGUUUUUUGUGGUGAUGGACGCUUUUGUUAAGAGGCUGAAAGACCUACUUGAGGUUUGUGACUGCCAGCAGCAAUUUGCCCGCUGGGAGGAUGGUCAGCAGAGAGAUCUGCCUUGCUUUAGAGGCUCUAAAGGACAAGAGUUCACCCACACACUACUGGAGAUUGAGGGCAACUUCCACCGUGGCCUCCAGAACCUGCGUUCUGUUGACAAUGGCAUACUUGAUGUCAAAGAUAGCACAUGGAACAAUGAAUUCCAUAGGUUUGGUGGAUUUGUGAAGGACUUGGAGAUGAUGAUACAGAACCUGAUUGGUUCAGUUUUUAAGACGGUGAACACAGUGCAGGAAGGAGUUUGGCUUCUGGAUGUUUUCCGGCCUAUGUCUACCCGCGAGGCCAUUAGGCGCUCCAUUGACGAAAAGGCAGAGGAAGUGUAUAACAUAUAUGACAGAGAGCUCAAAAUGGUAAACAAGUGGCUGAACCAAGAAACAAUGUCUCAUCCUGAUUAUAUGCCCAAUAGAGUGAGCAAGGUUCUGUGGGCCAAAGCGCUUAAAAACCAUUUAGGCAGAGUCAUGGAGGUCAUUGAGACUGUCUGCUUUAUGCCAAAUUCACACAUACUCAAACAUAUUGUUUCCAACACUGCUCAGACAGUCCAGUUUUUGGACGAGAUUAUUCGGAAGAACUUCAGUGAGUGGUGUCAAAAGUUGGAUGGGCAGGUGCUCAAGAAACUGGAUCAGCCUCUCUUGGUGCGCAGCAAGGACACUCCAGCUAAGCUGGGUGUCAAUUUUGACAAAAACUUGUUGAAGCUAUUUUCUGAGAUUCAUUAUUGGGACCGAAUGAAGUAUGAGAUACCCCAGAGUGUAUCUAACAUGUACCAGGGUAGGGAGAACAUCCGGAUCCUGAGGGAGAGUGUUCUGCUGCUGAGUAGGAACUACAACAGGAUUGUUGGAAUGCUGUCUCCUGAUGAGUUUGGUCUGUUUCGAGAGCGUAUUUGGUUCAUUGACAAGAAGAUAAAACCAGGUCUCAGCAAGGUCCUCUGGUUGACUAAAGGAACCUCCAAUUUCUUCAUCAAUGACUGUCUCCUGAAUGUGGACAAGGUCCAGACAUUAGUUGAUAAUUACAAAGUGUCUAAUCUAUCCAUCUCCAAUCUCUGCCAGAAGAUUAGCAAUACUUUGUUGGUAAAAUUAGAUGGCAAAACCGUGUACAGGAACCUGGAGUUUGAGAAUGACCAGAUGGCUCAUCAGCAGAGCUGUCUCCACAUACUGCGCUCAGCACACCAGGAUAUCGUAGAUAUCAUGACCCAAAUCCACAGCAUCUUUGCUAAUGAUGGAGCUGAGGUCCAGGAACAUUGGGGAAACUACGUACAAAAGGUGGACCAAAUGGUGGAGGAAGCUCUCAGAAGUAACGUAAGGGACUCUAUGAAAAAGCUAUCCAGAGCCAUCAAUGGUGAUAGCAAGACAUCACCCAACCCUUUGUUUAAAGUCCUUGUAGCACUGUGCCAGACGCCUCCUCAAACUGCACCAAAGGUGGAGCUCACUCCUAGUCUGAGCAAACUUACUCAGACAGUGAACAUUUUGCCUCAGCUCAUCCGUGUGGUCUCAGAGAUUAAACGACUCCCUGAACUUAUGUCAUGUAAAACUUCAGAGAGGAAUCCCAUACAUGUCAACAUAGAGCAAGACGAGGGGAUAAAAAAGACUCAGGCUGCCGUGAAAGCAGGGAUGAUGGCCAAUGCCAGCCAACUGAAGACCUAUUUGAAGAGCUGGGAUAAAUACUGUGCAAUUUGGGUUAUGAACAAAGACUCCUUCAUACAACACUACAAGACGCAGAACAAACCAGUGUCUUCUUUUGAUGCAGAUAUACAAAGAUACUCAGAAAAAGCCAACAGUGUUCAACAGGAGGAAACAGUGUUUAACAUCCAGUUUGUGCUGCUGGAUAGUUCACCACUCAAGUCCUCUUUGGUUCAACACUGCAUUGAGUGGCAAACCAAGUUCACACAGCUUCUCACUCAGAUUGCCGGUGCCCACCUAGAAGAACUUAUUGCAUCCAUGCAAGAAAAUGUCAACAAGCUGAGGCAGCCUCCCCAGACACUGACGGAGCUUGGUGAGAGCCUGAAGCUUCUGGAGACUCUUCAGGGUAGUUUAACCAAGACGGAAGCUCGGAUUACUCUCAUUCAUGAACAGUUUGCAAUACUGGACAAAUAUGACGUCCAAAUGGAAAAUAAUGUUCAACAAAUGCGUGAGGGGCUGAAUGAGGAGUGGAUGUCGUUCCAGCAGGUGUUGAUUGACAGUGGCAUCAUGCUUCAGAAAGACAAGGAAAAGUUUAAGAACAAUCUUAUCCUCUCCUGCGAGGAGUUCAAAAAGAAGAUUGAGAACACUGUGGAAGAGUUCAGCGCCAAAGGUCCAUUUAGCAGCACACUGGAGACUGAUUUGGCUCUAAAACAAAUUACAGAACAUCACAGACAACUUGAAACUCUGAAACAGGAGGAGAACACCAUCCUUGAGGGGCUGAUCUUCUUCAGAAUUGAAAACCCCCCUUCCAAAACGAUCCAGAUGAUGGAAAAGGAUAUAAAUCAACUUCAGCAGGUUUGGGAAAUCACACAGAAUUGGAAUUCUAAUUGGAACAAUUGGAGAAGCGGUCAGCUUGCUACACUGGAGACGGAUAUCAUGGAGACCACAGCACAGGACAUGUUCAAAAAACUCCACAUCCUCCAAAGAGACCUCAAGGCCAGUUUGGAUAAGAAGUGGGACAUAGUCGAUUUCUCCAAGAAGAAGGUUGAACAGUUAAAGCUUAUGAUUCCUCUUAUUGCUGAUCUGAGGAACCCAGCCUUAAGAGACAGACACUGGAAACACAUCUGUGAGGAGCUACAGUGCUCGUUUGAUCCAACCAGUGCAGAAUUUACCCUGGAAAAGAUCAUAACCUUGGGCCUGGACAAAUAUGCGGACAAAAUAAGUGAGAUUUCUGGAGCUGCCAGGAAGGAACUCUCAAUUGAACAGGGUUUGAAUGACAUUACAAAGGCCUGGGAUGAAAUAUUCCUGGACAUAAUACCGUACAAAGAUAAUGGCCACUUCCGACUGAGAGGCACAGAGGAAAUUUUCCAGGCAUUGGAUGACAACCAGGUUUUCUUAUCCACAAUGAAGGCGUCGCGGUUUGUUAAAGCUUUUGAACAGGACGUUGAUCGAUGGGAACAACAACUCUCCCAUGUGCUGGAAGUUACAGAAAUGAUCCUUUCUGUGCAGCGCAACUGGAUUUAUUUGGAGAACAUUUUUCAAGGAAAGGAUAUCAGAGAGCAGUUGCCUGAUGAGUGUAACGAGUUUGAAAGCAUUAGUGCAAAAUGGAAAAUCAUAAUGGAUCGUAUGCACAAGAAUAAAAAUGCCUUGCAGGCAACUCACCAUCCAGGGUUGCUUGAGACAAUGUCACAGAUGAGUGAGAAACUAGAGGAAAUCCUGAAGGCCCUGGACAUGUAUCUUGAGACAAAGAGGCAGAUCUUCCCGAGAUUCUAUUUCCUUUCCAAUGACGAUGUUCUGGAGAUUCUGGGACAGUCACAGAACCCAAAAGCCAUGCAGCCACACUUGAAAAAGUGUUUUGACAACAUCAAGAGCCUGAAUAUAGACAAGGGUCCUAAAUCUAAAGCUGACGGGAUGUUCUCUGCUGAUGGAGAGUUUAUUACUUUCAAAGAUCCAGUGCAAUUGGACAAACCUGUGGAGAUCUGGUUGUGUGAUAUCGAGAGGGCAAUGCGUAGCACGCUGAAGGUGUGUCUAAACGACUGCUUCGCUGCUCUGAAGAAGAUAACAGGCCCAAGAGACAAAUGGGUCAGACAAUGGCCAGGACAGAUGAUAAUCACAGCAAGUCAGAUCAAGUGGACUACUGAUAUCACAAAGUGUCUUAUCCUCGGGAAGGAGAGAGGUGACAAAUCAUCCCUGAAAUCUAUGAAGAGGAAACAGAUCUCAAUGCUUAAGUGCUACUCAGAGAUCAUUCGUGACAAUCUGCCCAAAGUCCUACGUCUGAAAAUUGUGGCACUUGUCACAGUAGAAGUUCACGCUCGGGAUGUCAUUGAUAAGCUGGCCAAGGCUGGAUGUAAUGACGUCAAUGCCUUUGAAUGGCUUUGCCAGCUGCGACUGUACUGGGAGAAAGACAAGGAAGAUUAUGACUGCAUUAUCCGACAGACCAACACAUAUUUCAAGUAUGGCUAUGAGUACCUGGGUAACUCAGGACGCCUUGUCAUCACUCCGCUCACAGACAGGUGUUACAUGACACUGACCACAGCUCUGCAUCUCCACCGGGGCGGCUCUCCUAAAGGCCCUGCUGGGACCGGGAAAACAGAGACUGUUAAGGACUUGGGCAAAUCUCUGGCAAUGUACGUCAUUGUUGUCAACUGUUCUGAAGGACUGGACUACAAAUCUAUGGGACGCAUGUACUCAGGCCUGGCACAGACAGGAGCGUGGGGGUGCUUCGAUGAGUUCAACCGUAUCAACAUUGAAGUGCUUUCAGUGGUUGCCCAGCAGAUCCUUUCUAUUCUUUCGGCCCUCUCAGCUACACAGUCACGGUUCAAUUUUGAAGGACUCAACAUCCGUCUAAUUCCAACCUGUGGCAUCUUUAUCACCAUGAAUCCUGGGUACGCUGGUCGAACUGAACUUCCUGACAACCUCAAGUCCAUGUUCCGGCCCAUCUCCAUGGUCGUGCCAGAUUCUACACUGAUUGCUGAAAUCCUACUGUUUGGAGAGGGUUUCAACAAUUGCAAGCUUCUGGCUAAAAAGGUUUUCACACUGUACUGUCUGGCAGUGCAACAGUUAUCUAAACAGGAUCACUAUGAUUUCGGCCUCCGGGCUCUCACCUCUUUGCUUCGCUAUGCUGGAAGGAAACGUCGCUCUUCUCCCAACUUUCCUGAUGAAGAGAUCCUCCUAAUGGCUAUGAAGGACAUGAACAUAGCAAAGUUGACUUCUUCUGAUCUUCCCCUGUUCAAUGGGAUCACCCAGGAUUUGUUCCCUGCAGUGGAAACACCUAUUAUAGACUAUGGCAAGUUAAAAGAGGCCAUAGAGGUUGAGCUUCGGAAGAGCAGUUUUCAGGUGACUCCCUUUACAUUGACCAAAGUCAUCCAGCUUUAUGAGACCAAGAACUCUCGACACUCGUCCAUGCUGGUGGGAAAAACAGGGAGUGCCAAGAGCGUUACCUGGAGGACUCUGCAGAAUGCUCUCACUGCCAUGCACCACAAGAAAGAGCCUGGCUUUCAGCUGGUUCAGGUGCAUCCUAUAAACCCGAAGUCAAUGAGUCUGGGGGAGUUGUAUGGAGAAAAUGACCUUUCCACUAAUGAGUGGAAGGAUGGAGCCUUAUCCUCCAUCAUGAGAUCAGCUUGUGCAGAUGACAAACCAGAUGAGAAGUGGAUUGUGUUCGAUGGGCCUGUUGACACACUGUGGAUUGAGAGUAUGAACUCUGUUAUGGAUGACAACAAAGUGCUCACGCUCAUAAAUGGAGAGAGAAUCUCUAUGCCUGAGCAGGUGUCUCUUCUGUUUGAAGUGGAGAACCUGGCACAGGCCUCUCCGGCCACAGUGUCUCGCUGUGGAAUGGUCUACAACGAUUACACUGAUCUUGGGUGGAAACCUUUUGUUCAGUCCUGGCUGGACAAGCGACACAAAGCUGAAGUAGAGCAUUUAAAGAUUUUGUUUGAGAAAUAUGUAGGGAGCACCAUCAAAUUUAAAAAGGCCAACUGUAAGGAGUUGAUUCCAAUCACUGAGCUCAACGGCGUCACCUCUUUGUGCCGUCUCUAUGACUCCCUGACUUCAUCCAAAAGUGGGGUGAAUACAUCAGACACAGAAAACCUGGGCAGAAUUGUGGAGCUCUGGUUCAUCUUUAGUCUUAUCUGGUCCAUCUGUGCUUCUGUUGACGAGGAAGGACGCAAAAAAAUGGAUUCAUUUAUGCGAGAGAUCGAGGGCACCUUCCCUGUUAAGGACACAAUUUAUGAGUACUAUGUGGACCCAAAGAAUAAAACCUGGGCAUCUUUUGAAGAUAAGCUGCCUAAAGACUGGUGCUACAAUGCUACCUCUCCUUUCUAUAAGAUCAUGGUCCCUACAGUGGACACAGUUCGCUAUAACUUAGUGGUUAAGGCUCUGAUGUUGAAUCAGAACCCAGUGCUGCUCACUGGGCCAGUGGGAACUGGUAAAACCUCUGUGGCACAGAAUGUCCUGCAGGGCUUGGAUAAGAAGUGGACAGCCCUCACUAUCAACCUGUCCUCACAGACGACUUCUGACAACAUCCAGUCCAUCGUAGAGAGUCGAACAGAAAAGAGAACCAAAGGCGUGUAUGUGCCAGCAGGUGGGAAGAAGCUGCUGUGUUUUCUAGAUGACUUCAACAUGCCAGCCCAUGACCUGUUUGGCUCCCAACCUCCCCUGGAGCUGCUGCGCUUCUGGAUUGACUAUGGCUUCUGGUAUGACCGCCAGAAACACGUGCUGAAGUUUGUCAAGUUCUACGUGGUGCUGUCAGAUCACAAAGUUCUAUUGUCUGUGGUGUAUCAGGACAUGUUUCUGUUGGCAUCCAUGGGACCUCCUGGUGGAGGGAGGACUCAGAUAUCUGCCCGCUUACAGAGUCGAUUCAACCUCAUCAAUAUGACCUUUCCAAAUGAGUCUCAGAUCAAGAGCAUCUACAGUACAAUGAUCAACCAAAAACUGCAGGGAUUUAAAGAGGAAGUGAAGCCUAUUGCAAAGACUUUGACUCAGGGCACUUUAGAGCUGUAUUAUGCUGUCACUGCUUCUUUCCUUCCCACUCCAGCCAAAAUACACUACCUCUUCAACCUCAGAGACAUCUCCAAGGUUUUUCAAGGUCUUCUUAGAGCUCAUCCAGACUUCCAUGAAUCUGAAACCGACAUCACAAGACUAUGGAUCCAUGAGUGCUUUAGGGUUUUUUCAGAUCGGCUUAUAAAUCCCAGUGACAUGAGUGCCUUUGUCGCUUUGAUGGAGGAAAAACUGGCCUCACUGUUUAACCUCACCUUCUAUAAUAUCUGUCCAAACAAGCAGCCCCCAAUAUUUGGUGAUUUCCUGAAUGAUUCCUCUGUCUAUGAGGACCUCCAGGAUAUGAAAGUCUUGAAGAAGUUCAUGGAAACUCAGCUAGAGGAUUACAACCUGACGCCUGGAGUUGUUCCAAUGAGCCUUGUGCUUUUCCGUGACGCCAUCGAACACAUAACCCGUGUUGUACGUGUGAUCAGUCAGCUCAGAGGUAACAUGCUUCUGAUUGGUAUCGGGGGCUCUGGUAGACAGAGCCUGUCUAAAAUUGCAGCCUUCAUUUGUGAGUACCACGUAUUCCAGGUGGAAGUUACCAAGCAGUACCGCAAGCAGGAGUUCAGAGAAGACAUCAAGAAGCUUUACCGCUUGGCUGGUGUGGACAACAAGCCAACAGUUUUCCUAUUCAAUGACACCCAGAUUUUAGAUGAAUCCUUCUUAGAGGACGUCAAUAACAUCCUGAGCUCUGGAGAAGUCCCUAACCUUUAUAAGCAGGAUGAGUUUGUUGAGGUGUGCAAUGCCCUGUCGGAGUCUGCCAGGAAAGACAACGUGAUGGAGACUCCAGAGUCCCUAUUCAACUACCUGAUCGAGCGAGUCCGAAACAACUUGCACAUAGUACUUUGUAUGAGCCCUGUGGGAGAACCCUUCAGGCAUGUUUUAUGGAUGACACUAUGCACUAUGAUACACACACAGCUCAGGAACAUCAUGAGUGAACAAAGGAAUCGCAUCCUUCAGUACCCAGCAAUCGUCAACUGUACCACCAUUGACUGGUUCUGUGAGUGGCCUAAAGAUGCCCUACUGGAGGUAGCUGAGAGGUACCUCGAUGGAUUGGAUUUGGGCGCGUUGGACGGGGUCCAGACAAAGGUUGCUAGUAUAUUUGUGACCACACACCAGUCAGUGGCACAGGUAUCCCAGAGGAUGAAGUUGGAGCUGAAGAGAUGUAACUAUGUUACACCCACCAACUACCUGGAGCUGGUAUCUGGAUACAAGAAGCUGUUGGUUGAGAAACGGAGUGAGUUUUGGGAGCAAGUGAGCAAACUACGUAAUGGCCUUUUUAAAAUCGGUGACACACGGGAGAAAGUGGAGGCCAUGUCUGUGGAACUGGAGGAGGCCAAGAAACAAGUUGCUGAGUUCCAGAUACAAUGUGACCAAUACUUAUCUAUAAUUUUGCAACAAAAGCGAGAGGCUGGGGAGCAGCAGAAGAUGGUGACUGCUCAUGGUGAGAAAAUUGGUGCAGAGGAGCUAGAGUGUAAAGCUAUGGCUGAAAAUGCACAGAGGGAGCUUGACAAAGCCCUGCCUGCCCUGGAGGAGGCCUUGAAGGCUCUGGAGUCACUGAAUAAGAAGGAUAUGACAGAGAUCAAGUCGUAUGGCCGUCCCCCAACUCUGGUGGAGACGGUGAUGCAGGCUGUCAUGACCCUUCUGGGUAAAGAGCCUACGUGGGCGGAGGCCAAGAGACAGCUGGGUGAGUCCAGCUUCAUCAAGUCAUUGGUAUAUUUUGACAAGGAUAAUAUAUCAGAUCGUGUUCUGAAGAAGAUCGGCCAAUACUGCAAACAACCUGACUUCCAGCCAGAAAUUAUUGGCAAGGUGUCACUAGCUGCCAAGUCCCUCUGUAUGUGGGUCAGAGCCAUGGAGGUGUACGGCCGAAUCUUCCGAGAGGUAGAGCCAAAGCGGGCCCUGCUUAAUACUGCUAUGUCCCAGCUCGCAGAGAAACAGGCUGCGCUUGCUGAGGCCCAGUCAAAACUGCGUGAGGUGGCGGAUAAGCUUGAUCAGUUGAAAAAACAGCAUAGUGAAAAGCUGGCCAUGAAGGAGACUUUAAGACAGAAAUCGGAUGACAUGGAGGUCAAACUGGACCGAGCUGGCAAGCUAGUGACCGGACUUGCUGGAGAGAGGGUUCGCUGGGAGGAGCGAGUCGCUGGUCUUGAAGAAAACAUGGGAUACCUUGUGGGAGACUGUUUGCUAGCAGCUUCUUUCCUGUCCUACAUGGGACCCUUCCUGUCGAAUUAUAGAGAGGAGCUGUUGGCAAUCUGGAUGAAAGAGGUUUUGGAUUCACAAAUUCCGUGUUCACCAGGGUUCAGUUUUGCUGUUUUUCUCUCCAAACCGACAGUAGUGAGAGACUGGAAUAUUCAGGGUCUGCCCUCUGAUGCCUUCUCUACUGAGAAUGGAGUCAUCAUCACCCGCGGAAACCGAUGGCCACUAAUAGUUGAUCCCCAAGGCCAAGCUCUGAAGUGGAUUAGAAAUAUGGAAUCAGAGAAGGGUCUGAGGGUAAUAGACCUUCAAAUGCCAGAUUACCUGCGGGUGCUGGAAAAUGCCAUCCCGUUCGGGAACCCUGUUUUGCUGCAAAAUGUCCAGGAGGAGUUAGACCCUUCUCUAAACCCAAUUCUCAAUAAGUCCCUGACACGGAUAGGUGGCCAGUUGCUGUUAAAACUGGGUGAAAAGGAGGUUGAAUACAAUCCAGAAUUCAGGUUCUACAUCACCACCAAACUGUCAAACCCCCACUACACACCAGAAAUUUCCUCGAAAACCACCAUAAUCAACUUUGCUGUCAAGGAGCAGGGUCUGGAGGCUCAGCUGCUGGGAAUUGUGGUGCGUAAGGAGCGUCCAGAGCUAGAACAACAGAAGGACUCAUUGGUGACGAGCAUUGCUGCUGGCAAGAAAAGCCUGCAGGACCUGGAGGAUGAGAUCCUCAGGUUGUCCCGCGAAUCAUUUGAGACACUGCUGCUGAAUGAGGCGACUGGCUCACUGCUUGAUGAUGUGCAGCUGGUAAACACCCUGCAGGCAUCUAAAGUGACAUCCACCGAAGUUUCAGACCAGCUGGAGAGCAGUGAACAGACUGAGCUGAAGAUCGAUUCUGCAAGAGAGGCUUAUCAUCCAUGUGCCCAGCGAGCCUCUAUUCUCUUCUUCAUUCUAAAUGAUAUGGGCCGCAUCGACCCAAUGUACCAGUUCUCACUGGAUGCAUACAUCAACCUGUUCAUUCUCAGCAUAGAAAAGAGCAAACGCAGCUACAAGCUGGAGGAGCGGAUCGCCAACCUCAACAACUACCACACUUACGCCGUGUACAGGUACACAUGUCGAGGUCUGUUUGAGGUUCACAAGCUGCUCUUCAGCUUCCAGAUGUGUGCCAAGAUCCUGGAAGUGGCUGGCAAACUCAAUAUGGAAGAGUACAGCUUCUUCCUUCGAGGUGGACUUGUACUUGAUAAGGAGGAUCAGAUGGAUAAUCCAUGCACCAGCUGGUUGGCGGACUCCAGCUGGGAUAACAUCACAGAGCUGGAUAAACUGCCCAACUUCCAUGGUAUUGUGGCCUCUUUUGAACAGUACCCUCGAGACUGGAAUCUUUGGUUCACAAGCUCCGAGCCAGAGAACGCCACACUUCCAGGUGAUUUGGAGAAUAACUGUAGUGAUCUCCAGAAGAUGCUAAUAGUGCGUUCUAUUCGUCAGGACCGCGUCUCUUUUUGCAUUACCUCAUUCAUCAUUAACCACCUCGGCUCUCGUUUCGUAGAGCCACCAGUUCUCGACAUGAAGUCAGUCGUGGAAGAAUCAACGAGCGCCACUCCUCUAAUCUUUGUUCUGUCACCCGGAGUGGAUCCCACUGGUGCCCUGUUACAGCUGGCUGAGGCCUCUGGAAUGAGCAAACACUUCCAUGCUCUCUCUCUGGGCCAAGGACAGGCACCCAUUGCCAGGAGUAUGAUAGAGGAGGGCGUCAAGAGCGGUCAUUGGUUGUUCCUUGCCAACUGCCAUCUCUCCCUCUCAUGGAUGCCUGAAUUGGACAAGCUCAUUAAAGAGUUUGCAUUACAAAGUCCUCAUCCAAACUUUAGACUCUGGCUAAGUUCCUCACCGCAUCCCGAGUUUCCCAUCACAAUCCUGCAGGCUGGAAUCAAGAUGACCACUGAACCGCCAAAGGGUUUGAAAGCCAACAUGAAGCGUCUCUACCAGCUGGUGACAGAAGCUCAGUUCAGCCGCUGUUCGAGACCUUCACUCUACAGGAAGCUCCUCUUCUCCCUUUGCUUUUUUCACAGCAUCCUGCUGGAAAGGAAAAAGUUCCGGCAGAUGGGUUGGAACAUUGUCUAUGGUUUCAACGAUUCUGACUUUGAGGUUAGUGAGAGUCUUCUCUGUUUGUACCUGGAUAAAUAUGAGGAGAUUCCCUGGGACGCCCUCAAGUACCUCAUUGCUGGUGUCAUCUAUGGUGGUCAUAUCACCGAUGACUGGGACAGGCGUCUUCUAACGACAUACAUCAAUGACUACUUCUCUGAAGCUGCCGUAAAUCAACCCUUAUUCAAGUUGUCAAGCCUACCCUCCUAUUUUAUUCCCCAUGAUGGUCCCCAGCCCACUUAUAAGGAGCAUAUCAACAUGCUUCCAUCCACAGAGCAUCCUGCGGUCUUUGGCCAGCACCCCAAUGCUGAUAUUGCGAGCCAGAUAGCUGAGACCAGGACGCUUUUUGACACGCUGCUUUCCCUGCAGCCCCAGGUCACCAGCAGCCCCAGUGCUGGUGCCAGGCCCAGCAGAGAUGAAACGGUCCUAGAGUUGUUGGCUGAUGUCCGUGGGAAAAUCCCAGCCUUGAUUGACUAUGAGGGCACCAGGAUCCUCCUCCAGCACAACCCCUCACCUCUCAAUGUCGUCCUGCUGCAAGAGAUCCAGAGAUACAAUUCUCUGCUGGAAACUGUCAUUACAUCUUUAGUGGAGCUGGAAAGGGGAAUCAAAGGAUUUGUGGUGAUGUCGUCAAGCAUGGAGGAGACCUUCAACUGCAUCUAUGAUGCCCGAGUGCCACCACUAUGGGAGAAGGCAUACCCUUCUCUGAAGCCCCUGGCAGCUUGGACCCGAGAUCUUUGCCAACGAGUCAGUCAGUUUGCAGUUUGGGCAGAGACUACCCAGCCCCCCAUCUUGUUUUGGUUGUCCGGCUUCACCUUCCCCAACGGUUUCCUCACUGCUGUGCUGCAGUCCUCUGCUCGCCAACGCAACAUAUCAGUUGACACUCUGUCCUGGGAGUUUAUUGUGUCCACUGUUGAUGACAACAACCUCCUUUCCCCGCCCAAGGACGGAGUGUUUAUCAGAGGUUUAUUCCUGGAGGGGGCUGGUUGGGACCAGAAGAACUCCUGUCUGGUGGAAGCUGAGCCCAUGCAGAUGGUCUGUUCAGUUCCCACCAUCCACUUUAGAACAGCAGAAAACCGCAAGAAGAUGUCUAAGAGUAUGUACCUGUGUCCAUGUUACUACUUCCCAGUGCGUUCUGGGAGGGCAGGACAAGCAUCUUUUGUGGUCGGUGUUGAACUCAAAUCUGGAGCUGUGACUCCUGACCACUGGAUCAAGAGAGGGACCGCUCUUCUCAUGAGCCUGGACAGCUGAGACUUAUAACAAACUGUUUUUUAUUUUUUAUUUUUUUAUUUUACGUUUAUCACAUUUAUCACAUUUUUCAUUUGACAUGUGUCUUUGAGUUCUAAAGGACACAGAACAGACUUCUGAAUUGGUGUGCUGUCAAACAGUCGUCUUCCUCUUUCUGUUUCGCUUCCAUUUUCUGGUGUGAGCUGACCUAUGGUGUCUCUGCAGACUUACAUCAGUCUUUCCGUGCUGACCCCACUCAAACAUGCACGCACACACACCUUAGUGGGGAAUAGUGUCCUACUGUGAAGCGUUGUGAAUGACAGGGCUGGAGUCUUCUUUGAAACAUCUGUGUCUGCUUUGGUCAUAUAAAUGUUAGCGUGUGAGCUCAUUUAAUUCCCAGCCUUAUGAGCUGUCACGAGUUGUCGUCAAUUUUAUGUGAACAUACCAGCACUGCCAAAGUGCUUCCUAUACGGGUCGUAGAAAAAAAGGCACUGUGUGUGCUGAUAAAAACAGAAUAAUUAAUCAGUUUUUAGAAAAUACUGACCAGAAACACAGUGCAGUAGACAUGUCCAUAUGAAAGACAUCAUUCAAAUGUUCACAGUGAGUUCAUGAAAAAAAAUCUGUGAAGCCUCGAUUUACAAACUAAAGUCUGUAGCGUGCAAACUAGGGUCUUAGGGGGGCUUUUUUUAUCUGACAGUGCCGAUACAUAAUUCAAUAUUACAUUCUUUAUUAUUAGAAAAACAAGCCAUGGUCUUAAACAGAUGAGGCACAGGCGAGUAUGCCAGUUCCAACCUUCACUUCUCUCUCUUAGGAUUUGGAACAGAGACCAAAAUAAAUGGAUUGCUUAUUAGAGCUUGAUAGAUGACUUCCUUGUUUUCAUUCUAUGACACAGAGAAAGGAGCCCUGUCAUCUGUUCAGAGCUCGUAUUGGAAGUACCU